Molecule: messenger RNA, 3317 nt
Organism: Mercenaria mercenaria
Lineage: Eukaryota; Metazoa; Mollusca; Bivalvia; Venerida; Veneridae
Exons: 6
Coding region: 385-1863 (492 amino acids)
Source: RefSeq, a predicted model, not a curated record
AUCCAGUGAAAUAUACAAUGUCAUGAUUUAAUAAAUUAUCUAUGUUGAAAUUGCGGAUGAGAGAAGCUUCCGAAUUUAACUAAUUAGGAAAACCAUCGGGAUGUAACUUUUAAAAAAAUAACAACUGACUAUAUAUGAUUUUUUUUUUUCAAAAAUAAAUUUCGCAAUUCGUGAUUUACGUGGCUUAUAAAUGGAUAAUCUGUGUUGCAAGUGGAUUCCUGUACUGGAAUAAUUUCCACAUACUCAACUGCAAAAGUAUUUCGCAAUCCCUAAAGCAAUUUCAUAUCUGUGUCAAGAUUAAGCAAAAAAAUUGACGGAAAGUUUACAAGUUGCUAGACCUGAUUCAAAGACUUGGAUUUGUGACAUUUUAUUUGCCGGACAACCAUGACAUUUCGGGCAGUGAUAUUGCAUCUAGUGAUUUUAGGAUUAUGUUUUUUAGCAGACUCGAGGGGCAAAGAAGACCCGUAUAACUAUCACAUAGAAGCUGAACACGAGGCGCUUAUCGGGCACAUCAGUCAUGACGCAGAGAAAGGGUCAAGGGUGAUUGCUGAAGUCGAGGAGGUCAAAGGUCAUGGCCAUGAAGCAGAAAACACCGAAAGUUUAUAUUUAAAAGUGUUGAUACAAUCAGUAAAAACAAUUCAGCCACUUAAGCACACGUCAAGCAAUUUCGACAUCUCGAUGGUGACAAGUCCUGAUAGAAAGAUAACUCACGACAAUACUAACGCAGCCUCUAACACGUUCAAUCACGUGCCGACGCAUACAGCCCGAAUGACAGGAAAUCACGUGCAGUCUAGCCACAUCCCCGGAGUCCAUUCCUUACCGACACAGAAAUUCACGAGCGAAACUAGAGUGGUAACUACCAAUGAAAAACCAACAUCGUCUGCUGGCAGAGGCGUUCCAGUAACGACAAAUACACAAACUAAUGGGCAAACACAAGAUACUAAAUCACACAAUGUCCAUCUUACUACUGUCAAUUCCAACGCGUCACCGAAUGCGAACAGUUUUAGAAAUAUUAUACCGCAUGGACAUAAUAUUCACAUCACACAUCUAGUCCAUGACCCUAUACAUCCUGUAGUUAACAAAAGGAGCGUAGACACACAAGAAAAAGUUCAUACCCCACCCAGGAAGCAGAUGCUACGUCCGCGAAACAAGCGCCAUUUUGCUGUUCCACCGGAACAUUUUCAGCCGCGUGCUGCAAAUAUACGACCCACUACUACAAAACCCCCCACAUUUGUUGUCAAGGAAACAAAUGCCUUUCUUGUUGAUCCUGUAGACUACUAUAUUAGAGUGAACGAUACCGCACAUAUUGGAGAGCAUACUUUAAUACAAUUCUACGUGGUUCUUGAAGACGAUGAUGGUGUUGCAGUAUCGAACCCCUUACCCUUCAUCGUGCAUGUUGACCAGCCAGAAGAGUCUAGCUCCUAUCCAGCAGUGCCCGCCGUGUUUGCCGGUGUACUCGUUCUUUGUGUAAUUUUCCUGGCCGUGCUGAUACCACUAGUUACCCGUGCAAAGAGACGUUACAAACAGGGAAAGCCAAUGUUCAAGCUUGGUUCGCAUCCAUCUCGGGCCGACCUUGAGAAAGCUGAACUUGACAACCAGUCAAACAUGACUAGAAACGCUUCGGAACCAAACUGGUACGGGAAUAAUAUAUAUUAUAACUACGAAGAUGAAGUUGCCAAAGAACGUUCAGAUUUUACGAGAGGACUGCGGCAAUAUUCAACAAAAUCUGAGCCCCCAACUCUUCAGCUACAUAAAAAGAAGAAAGAAGCUUUAACUGAUAGUUCCAGUAGCUCUGGCAUUGAUUCAGCUAGCCAGGGAGCCAACGGGUAUGACGGGGAAGAUUCUUACAGCCAAAGAUUGUGAGGAUAAAAUACAUUUAUAGUUUGUGCAAACAAAUGUGCCAUUACAGUUCGAACAAACGAGCCUGUCAUUAUAUUACAAAUAUUUUUUCUUUGCCUAAAAUAACAUAUAUGACCAUUUUAAGAAAUGGUUAGUUGAUAUCCUUUAUCAAGUUUCAAGAAAUGUUCGUUUGAAAAAACAAAUGUCUGUAGAAUGUAUUCGGCUGGCUGAUAGUAUAUUGACAGCUACUCUUGUGUAGUGCAUAAAUUGUGUUUUUACAAAAAAAGCUGUGUAAAAACAACUGUGUAAAAAGUACUGAAAAAUGUACCUUCUUGUAUUUGACUUAGUACAUAAGUUGUCAAUAGUUGAUUUUAUGUACAUCUGCGUGUGACUGUUAGACAGUCAUAAGAAUUUCGUUCCGCCCAUUAUUAACAUCUUGUUAUACUAACUGUACAUGAGUGCUUUUGAAGCUUAUGGUCAGAAGUCUCCUUCGAUUCAUAUUCAGUUCGUUGUUUCCCGAUAUAUAUUCACUACUGUUUGUUGUGUCAUAGUUUACAUUUUAUAACAAAGCUCGAUAUCCUAUCACUUUUUCUUCUGUUUUAACGAUAGGAUUAAUUGCUCAUAUAUUUGAAAGUCUGUUUAUGAGCUAGGCAUGUCAUCAUAUUGGCAAUAUUGUUUUCUUGAUAAAUAUGUACGUAGCAGUAUUGGUAUAAACAUAAAGAGAAGGGCUGUAAUAUUCUCGUAAAUUAUGACCGAGUCUUCAAUGCCUUUAAGAUUGUUUUAUGAAAUACGUAAAAGCAAAUCAGGCCAUAAAUACAUGAAAGAUCCGAUGCUUAAAGAGUGAUUUCAGAUUGUUUCCAUGAUAGCAUCUUUUGUCAUAGUUGUUCAGUAUCAAGUUGCAUGAAAGAAACAGACAAUGGCUAUCAUAAUAACAACUUCUUUGAAAUUAACGUGAGUUCGAAAAUAAAAAUUACAAAAUUUAAUGUUUAAAUGAAUAAAAAUGAUCGUAACAAUGAUAUGACUUCUAAAGAGAAGCUGUUUCAACCUUAACAAAUUGGAACAGAGUACUGCGGUGUUGGGUAUAUGGUGCAAACGGCGUUCCAUACUUGGAAUUUGUUGCCUAUGAUAUUGUCAUAUAUAGGAGUGAUAUUAUCAUAGCUUAUUAAGUUUUGUUAUGUGAUAGAAACAUUAUGUUCCGCUUAACACUUUUUAGUUUGUAUACGGAAAUCACAUUCGUCAGUUAUUGACUUGACUCGAGUUAUUUAAUGUCUCCUUUUUGUCUCUACAUAUAAAUAAACAGAAUGUUUUGUAACUUACAUCAUAUGAAUGAUGAUGACAAACAUGUGUUAUUUUAAUGGUUCUCAUAAAAAUGAAAUACUUGUGAUUUGAAUGUUAAUUGUUAUGUAAAUAUCCAUAAAUUAUUUAUAAUUAUUUAUCCACUUGAUCAAGAAAUCCUGUGAUUAAAGAAUGACUAUAAU